ACUCACAGUGGACGGGACACCGGAGGCGCUGCUCGCACCAGCUGCAGGUCAGAGGAGGAAAACAUGGCUCGUCAAAGUAACACCUGCGCCGGUAAUCUGGCGUUUCUGUUUGCGCUCGCGCUGAUUGCAGCGCGUGUCCCGGCGGAGGCGUCCGAGGAGCAGGCGAAGACGGUGGAGUUCAACGUGAAACCGGGAGGAGUCGUGCACACCUUCUCCGAGGGCAUCGGGGAGUAUGAAUGCUCUUUCACGUACGCCUCCCAAGGAGGAACCAACGAGCAAUGGCUGAUGAGUGUGGGCCUGACUGAUGACAACAGACUGUUCUCCUGCUCUGUGUGGAGGCCUCAGGGGAAGUCGUACCUGUUUUUCACUCAGUUCAAAGCUGAACUGAAGGGAACCAAAAUCGAGUAUGCCAACGCGUAUUCUCAGUCGGCAGCAGGAGGACAGAGCGACGUGCCUUUGAAGCCAGAAGAAUUCACCAUCGGAGAAUCAACAGUGACCCACAAGGAUGGAAAGUUCAGCGCUCAACUCUCCAAACUGACCGUGAUUGGACGGACACGAAAAGACGAGCUGUAGCCGGUCAGAAGUGAAGCGCUUCGACCAAUCAGAGCAUCCCGACGAGCUCCGACUCGAGCCUCUGCUUUUCCCUCAGUGAUCGAUGAAGGAUGGAUUUCUUCCUGAGUUACAACUAAAAAUUGAAGAAGGAUAAACUGGAUUCUGCCCUGACAGCACUUUGUGUCGCUACAAAAGUUACCUGAUACUUUGUUGCUACAGUGGAUCGGAGCUACACGGGGCAAAAGGGAUCAGCUGAGUAAAAAACAACAACAAAAUGCUUGCUCUGAGAUAAAGUGCUUCCAUAGUUGUUAUUUUUCUUAUGCUACAAGAUUUACAAAGAAUUGUUCUGAUACACUGGGGAUGUCUGUGACUGUAUAGAGGAUGUCUGGGGGCUUUGUGGAGUAUAGAUAACAUAUUUAGACUAGGGAAGGAUUUAUCCGUCUUAUGUAAUCCCGAGAGAAAAGUGAGUAUUCCCCAAUAUCGUCACUGCACAUAAACAAUUUCCCCCGUCUGGCUCUGCUCUGAGCCGCUGCUGAGCGAGCUGCCUCAUUCUGUCUUCAUCUCUCUGUUUAUCCGUUCCAGAUGAUUGUAAGCACCACAUUUGAUUUGUUUUGUGCUCCCCCCCCCUGUUUUUGCCAGAAGCCAUAAUGCAGCAGCUUUUAAACAUGUUAAGAGGACACAUGCAUUCCCGCUUAAACACAGUCUCUGUAAAUGUCUUCAAAUCUUCGUCAUUCUGCAGCAGAAGAUGCAAAUCGUUCUAAAACAAAUUCCCAUUAAAAAAUGGAUCUAAUUUGAGUUUAUUGCAACAACUUUUCAGUUACAUUGUUAACCACAGAAUACUAAAAUGUAGGGCAUGCACAGUUUGGAUGAUAACGCGCGAGGCAAAAGAGAUGCCAGCAGGUAUCUCAGAGUCCUUCUUGAACCUUUACUUUCAUCUUUCGGUGCCACAUGUGUGGAUCAGCGAGGAUAAUGUGCAGGUUUCACAAGGACUUCAUUAUUUUGCCCCCCACCCCCCUUCGUGACUCUCCCUGUUCUCUUAUGUUGCGAGAACCUUUAUCCCCCCGUCAUUGAUGCAGCCCUCUCAGAUCCACGCCAGUCUGCAGAGGACGAUUGAUUUCAGAUUUGAGGAUUUUGCUGAUUUGAUUGUGUGGUUGUGUUACCUGUUAUCUCUCUGCCUUGUUUAGCCCGGGAUCGGUUUCCCUCGUCCGUCCCGAGGUGAUCCUAAGGAACUGAGGAAAUGCUUAGCAGGAGCGUUUCCCCUUUUCCUCGUUGUCACCGCUGAUGUCGAUGCGUCGUCUGGAAAUAAUCACCUCCAGAUCCUGGCGUGACAGAUUUACAAACAAACCCAAUGUUACUUAUUUUGUACAUCUUUUCUUUUUCUACUUGUUGAUUCUUCUGAUUCAUGAUGAAAUGUGAUGGGCGUCUCAAUAAAGACAUUAUCUGGAGAUAA
Messenger RNA from Neolamprologus brichardi, 2002 nucleotides. RefSeq names its product myeloid-derived growth factor (gene mydgf). Lineage: Eukaryota; Metazoa; Chordata; Actinopteri; Cichliformes; Cichlidae. The record is from RefSeq and is a predicted model, not a curated record. Gene Ontology annotation, biological process: positive regulation of endothelial cell proliferation; positive regulation of angiogenesis.